UCAGACGGCAGAGUCAGGCAUCUUCAAGGCACUCUGGGGAAUGACAGAACCCAGCAGAAGCUUCCCUAAAUCAGGCCAUGAAGCCAUGGAGAAGGUACUGACAGACGAUAUAGUGUACAUGAGUGCAAACCUGAACUCAGAAAUUCGAGCUUCCCAGAAAGGCAGGCAUCGUUUCCACCUGGCACGGAACACCUUCUUCCCGCAGGGAUACGGGAUCGCUUGUUUCCCAGGGGCGCCUUUCAAGACAAAGUUCAACAUCAUGUUGGGAAGGAUGAACCAAGGCGGGUUGGUGAACAAAUGGGUAACAGAUGAAGUUGGCAAACUUAGGUCAACCAAUGAUAUAAACACAGAAGAUGAAAAGAAAAUGUCUUACAUCCUGAAAAAAGCAGCAGCCCGUUCUCUCACCUUAGACCAUUUACAGGGAGCGUUUAUCAUCUUAACAGCUGGUGGGAUCGUUUCUGCUUUAUCCUUUUUGAUGGAAACUCUAAAGUUGUAUGCUUAGAUGGAUCACACUUUUCUCUUGCAUUACUACACUGCAUUUCCAUCAUACUUUGAAGAUCGAAUAAUGUAAAUUUGUAGUUUUUUUUUCCGAGAAAGUGAAAGCUAUUUACCUAUCCAUAAAAUGAAA
This is a messenger RNA of Portunus trituberculatus (swimming crab), 628 nucleotides long. RefSeq lists its product as uncharacterized. NCBI's taxonomy places the organism in Eukaryota, Metazoa, Arthropoda, Malacostraca, Decapoda, Portunidae. The transcript has 4 exons. The coding region runs from base 41 to 502 and encodes 153 amino acids. The record is from RefSeq and is a predicted model, not a curated record.